This is a messenger RNA of Chanos chanos (milkfish), 1139 nucleotides long. RefSeq names its product regulation of nuclear pre-mRNA domain-containing protein 1A-like. Gene Ontology annotation, biological process: mRNA 3'-end processing. The transcript has 7 exons. The record is from RefSeq and is a predicted model, not a curated record. Lineage: Eukaryota; Metazoa; Chordata; Actinopteri; Gonorynchiformes; Chanidae. Gene Ontology annotation, molecular function: RNA polymerase II complex binding. Bases 128 to 1066 code for a protein of 312 amino acids.
GGUUGCCUGGCUUGUCUUGGGGGAGCCACUCGUCCUUCUGUGGUACCGGGUGUACCCUGUUCUGUUGCAGGGCGGACACAUAUCGCUUUAUUUACAAAGAUACGUCUUAAAAGGUUGCAUAGCGAAAAUGUCGGUCUUUUCCGAGGCGGCGUUGGAGAAGAAAUUAUCAGAGCUCAGUAACUCACAACAAAGCGUUCAGACACUAUCUUUAUGGUUAAUUCACCACAGAAAACACUCGAAAACCAUCGUCAAAGUUUGGUAUAACGAACUGAAAAAAGCUCAGGUGUCCCGCAAGCUCACAUUCAUCUACCUCGCCAACGACGUCAUUCAGAACAGUAAGCGGAAAGGACCGGAAUUCACGCAGGACUUUGCACCUGUUAUUGUCGAUGCUUUUAAACACGUUUCCACUGAAGGGGAAGAGAGCUGUAAGAAGCAGCUGAACCGGGUACUGUCCAUCUGGCAGGAGAGAGCCGUCUAUGAGAAUGAUCUACUGGACAAACUCUCAGAGGUCCUACAGGGAGAGAAGAAAGCCAAGAAGAGGCCGUAUGAAGAGAUCAAGCUGAACGAGGACGACUUUGCCAGUCAGAGCUCCCCAGGAGAACCCCCCCAGACCGCAGACUUAAUCAGGGCACUGCAGGAGCUGGAAAACGCAGCUUCCAGUGACUCCGCCCUACGGCAGAGAAUCUCCGCCCUCCCCGCCGAGGUGCACGACUCCUCCCUGCUCCACAGGAUCACAGAUAAGGAGUCUGGGGAGCGCCUGUCGCGCCUGGUGGAGGAGGCCUGCAUGCUCCUGGCCGACUACAGCGGGCGACUGGCGGCCGAGAUCGACGACCGGCGGCAGCUGACGCGCAUGCUCGCCCUCUUCCUGCAGAGCCAGAAAGACGGCCUCGCCGACAACGAACAGAAACUCGAAGAGUACAAGCGUAAGCUGGCGCGAGUGACCCAGGUCCGCAAGGAGCUUCGUUCUCGACUCAGCAGCCUGCCCGACCUCUCGCUGCUUCCCAACGUGACCGGGGGUCACGUCCACCUGCCCUCCUCUGGUGACCUCUAUAACCCCUCUGACUGACCUCGUGCAUGCGACUCGUAGAUGUCUCACCUACUUUACUUGUCCCGUGUGUGCAAACCACGCCCACUGCGUU